Molecule: messenger RNA, 2430 nt
Organism: Rotaria sp. Silwood2
Lineage: Eukaryota; Metazoa; Rotifera; Eurotatoria; Philodinida; Philodinidae
Source: the annotation of a GenBank genome assembly
AUGAAUAUCUUACUUCUAUUAUUUUUAUUUUCAUUGACUAGCACAAAUGCAUCGCAUUUUAAUGGUGGUACGAUUACAUGGGCUCCUAUAAAUCCUUCUGAUAAUUCAUCUAUAGUAAAUAUAACUGUUACACAACUUUAUUCAUGGACUUAUCCUACUGUAACUUGUACAACCGAUGUGCCUAUCACAACUAGUACCUAUAGUAAUUGGAAUACUAAUCUAACAUGUGUUUCAAACUGUGCUACUGAUGGAGAUUAUUCAUUAGCACCUGUUAAUAUUCUAACAGAUUGCAUUUCUUAUAGUACUUCAUUAGGCAUGAUGUUAAGUGAACGAUCAGUUAAUAUAACUCUUAAUACUAGUGCUUACUUUUAUAUCUCGUAUACGGGAUCGGCUUGGAGAAAAUUAAAUGAUCCUCCUGAGAGUAAUCUUGCUUGGUCAAUUUUAAGUUUGAUUGAUCUUCGAAUGCGGGAUGAUGGUAUUCUCAAUACUCCACCUGUAGCAAGUGUAAUUUCACCACAAUACGUUAUAGUAAAUACAACAACUCAAAUUAAUAUACCUGUCUCAGAUGUCAAUACAGGUGACGAUAUUCGUUGUCGAUGGUCUGUUUAUCAACCAGGUUAUCGCAAACGAAGACAAAUAGAUGAAAAUUCACUUAUGAAUUCAGAAUUUCCUGAUCAAAUAAAUCAAUCUUUGACCACCGAUAGAAAUAUUCCAUAUAUAAGAAAGAAAAGACAAGAAUGUUCAUCAUGCAAUUCUGGUGCAUGUUCGCACAACUGUCUUUGUAGUUGUCCCGCUUGUGACGAUACUACGUGUACUGGUACUCGAUGUUCAACAUCUCCUUUUUGUCCUGCCGUAACUACGACAACUCGUACGACAUUAUCAACAUCAUCAUUUCUGCAUCCACCAAUUGACGAAUGUGGUAGCAUAUGUUAUCCUAGUGGUUUACCAAAUGAUACUACGUUGUCAAAUUGUACUAUAUCAUUUACAGGUUUGAUACCUGAUACUUGGUAUGCCAUAUCUAUCCAGGUAGAAGAUUUUAUUAAUGACACAAGUACUAUUCCAAUGAGUUCAGUACCCGUUCAAUUUCUAAUUUAUGUUUUAUCAACACCAACAUGUUUGAUAUUACCACUUAUUCUUCCUCUUACAUCCUGUUCGGAAGUUGAAAUUGGUGUAACAAUAAAUAUUACUCUAUAUGCAAUGAAUCUCUGUGGUUCAACUGUUAGUAUUACAGACAUUAUUGUAUCAAAAAGAAUAUCAGGUAUGACAGCUGGCAAUUUAAUUAAUUCGACAAAGAAUUCCUCAUUGGUUUAUGUUACUUUUACUUGGACACCACAAUCAAGUCAAAUUGGACAACAAGAAUUGUGUAUCAUUGCUUUUAAUAAUCUAUUCGUCCAAUCAAUAUCAUAUUGCGUAAUGUUUACGGUAACUUCAUCAACUUCAAACUGUCCAAUAACAACGAGUAAAGCGGCACGGAGUCGCAGACAAAUACAACAUAAGGAUGACGUACAAUGGCAGAGAUAUUUUUCAUUAAACCAGUUUAUUCGUUCUCGAAACAAUCCUUUUACAACGCCAAAGAAACGUUAUGCAGUUCAUAAUAUAGAUAACAAUCAAAAUGGUACAAAUACUGUUCAAUCAAGUAUACAGACAGCAAUCUCAUCUCGAAAAGCGCGUCUAUUUUCCAUGUCUCACAAGAAUAAUAAAGUGUCGACUUUCGAGACAAUGAAUAGUAUUGAUCAUUCACUUAAAGAUGAUAAACUAUGGCAGAAACCCACUCUCCAUCAAAGUAUAGACAAUAUUUCAUUUUCACUACCCUCUGCUAUUCAAACGGAUGAAAUAUCAAACGUAGAAGGAAAAGGCGUAGAAUAUAAUAGUAAGUCAAGACAAUCGUCAGAAAAUAUUUCAUCGUCACCGAUAACUCAUGUUACCAAACUCUCUCGAAAACAUCAGGCAGUAAAAUGUGAUAUUACAAAAAAAGACAAUAACGACAAUAGAAAUUCAAGUAAUAUCAAUUUCAUACAAGAUAAUGUUAAUGAUGAUAUUACUUUUGCAUCAUCGAAGAUAGCAAUAGACAAUAAUGAAAAGAGUAAUGCUGUUCAAUCGAAUGAAAAUGCAACAACAACAGUUCAUAAACCUAAAGUUGUUAAAAUAAAACCAAAUGAAUUCAGUGCACAACAACACAAUGAUCCCAUCAAUACAAACUUCAAUAGUCAAGAUGUUAUCAAUGAAGAUCCACAGAGAACAAGUUGUGUUAGAGUGACCAAACUCAAGCAAUCACCUAGUAGAACUUCAAAAUUACAAGAUUUUGAAAAACCUGCAGUAUCAGAAAGCAAUCAAGCCAUUGUUACUUCAGUUGGGCAGCAACACUCGAAAGUUCGAUCACAUCCAGUGCGUCAUCGAAAGAAUGUCGUUGGUAUUAUGAAAAUGUCAUGA